Molecule: messenger RNA, 1811 nt
Organism: Hevea brasiliensis (rubber tree)
Lineage: Eukaryota; Viridiplantae; Streptophyta; Magnoliopsida; Malpighiales; Euphorbiaceae
Product: two-component response regulator-like PRR73
Exons: 5
Coding region: 246-1517 (423 amino acids)
Biological process (GO): regulation of flower development
Cellular component (GO): nucleus
Molecular function (GO): protein binding
Source: RefSeq, a predicted model, not a curated record
AAACCAAACUUGUCUCCUCUCAGGAUCAGGAUAAUUGUUCACAUACUCUCUCAGAUUUCUCCACAACUUAGACUAUCUUUCUCUUUCUUUUCUUGUGUUUUUCAGUUAUAAUGGAGGGUUGGGGUACGUUAAUUUUUGUCAUACAUUUGAAUAAGCUAAGACCAGGUGUUGUCAUAUGUUGUUCUUUGCAAUGAAAAAAACCUUGCUGACAAAACAAUCCUUUCAUAACAAGCAAAAGCAAAACGAUGUUGCAGGACGUGAUUCAUCCACCUCCCGAUCAGCCACCAAUUGAUGAUGUUUCCAGCCCACUUAGUGCUCAGAUUUUGGAUUUCUGGGACCCUGAAUUCUUCAUGCAAAAUUCUGAAGUCACUUCGAGUUCGAACUGCUGCUAUGAGGAGAAUCCUCCCUAUACAAAUAAUCUUUCAUUGCCACCAGAUAUUGAGGAGUUCAACAGCUGCCGAGAUAAUAAUGGAAAUAAUAGCACCACCACCCCCGCAACUACUAGCAACACCACCCUCACAACUACUAGCACCACCACUGCUAGCGCCACCACCACUGCAGCUGAUAAUACAAAUAACAUUAACAAUAACAAUCUGUCCCUUAUUUUUGAUUCCCAAGAUGAGCUCGAUAAUGAAAUUUCAGCUUCCAUAGACUUUUCUUCAUCCCCUACAUUUCCUGUCCCCCAGUUUGUCACUACCCAUCAUGACCAAUUUGAUUUCUCUUCCAUCCAACCUCAACUCACACUAUCAGAUAUCGUGUCUGCUGAUGGGCUAACCCAGUACCCUGCUGAUUCUGCUCCCCCACUUAUGGGGCAUCAAUUGCCAUCAGUUUUUGAAGAAGAUUGCUUGUCUUCAGUUCCUUCUUAUGUGCCUUUGAACCCUUCUUCCCCUUCUUGUGCAUUUCUUGGUCCUGCUAAGAGCACGUACAUAUCUGCUGGGACCAUAGCUGCUGCAUUAUCUGUUGACAGUUCUGGGAUUUUCCCUGGAGGUAUUCUUCUGGGUUCCGAAUUGCAACCACAAGAAUAUGAAUAUCAGGGUGACAAUGGUGGAAUUUACUGCCCCGAUACGAUCCCUCGAGUCUUUAACCCAGCAGACCUACAGGCACUCAACAAUGAAACACAGCAAUUGGUGGGUGGAGCUGGGAAUUCUACUCCUUUGGCGUCAGAUAUUUCAGGUUUGGAAGAUUCGACUUUCAAAGUUGGCAAACUCUCAGUUGAGCAAAGGAAGGAGAAGAUCCAUAGGUACAUGAAGAAAAGGAAUGAAAGGAAUUUCAGCAAGAAAAUCAAGUAUGCCUGUCGCAAAACACUGGCAGAUAGCCGGCCUCGAGUCAGAGGAAGGUUUGCAAAGAAUGAUGACUAUGGAGAGACCAACAGAGCUGCUUGCAGCAAUCAUGAAGAGGAUGACGACAAUAUAAUAGUGAAAGAAGAAGAAGACGUGGUUGAUUCAGCAGAUAUCUUAGCUCAUAUAAGCGGUGUAAACUCCUUCAAAUGCAACUAUUCUAUCCAGUCCUGGAUUUGAUUAAGCUUUGAAGUAUUAAACAUCUAUACAAUUUUGCAGAUGACCCUAUUUCAACCAGGAUUAUAUCUAUCUGGGUUUAAUAAAGGAAAAUAGAAUAAUUUGGGUCAGUUUACCAUAUUAUAAUCUAUGUAUAAUGCAGCCAGGAUAACCUAGAAAGUAAAAUAACAAUGUAAUUAUUGUACAUACUCUAUCCCCAGUCCUCUAAAUCAUCUCCAGGAUCCCACAAUCUGUAAAAUCCUGUGGAAAUAUUACUUGGCAUGAUUACUAGUUGAAACAUGUUUAUGUGGUUGUUUA